AUGCUGCAGAUAUGUGACCGGUAUGGGAUUGUGGUCAUCGAUGAGUGUCCUGCUCCAAGCGGUGGCGCUGACCGAGACUCUGAGCGGCGGCUGGAGGUGCGGAAGCGCGGCGAUGUCCUGCCCGUGGGGAGUGGGGCCAUUGCGGGCAAUCCCCUGGGUGUGGACUCAGAGCUGCUCCAAGCAGAUUCACUGAGAGAACAUGGGACAGGUUCUCACCUCGACAUGCUGGCCACUGACCUCGCCUAUUACCUGGUCCGCAAAGGGAUGCCAUUCCACCAGGCCCACGAGGGCUCCAGGAAACCCAUGUUCAUGGCCAAGACCAAGGGAGUCACCCUCAACCAGCUGUCACUGAGGGAGCUGCAGACCAUUAGGUGCAGCCCACCCCCUUCCCCACGCUGCCUCCUAGGAGGUGAGCCUGGGCACCUGGAGCCUGGGGUGGCCCGGCGCCCUGGCCCACCUCUUCUUCUCUCCCCAGCCUCCUGUUCUCAGGCCAUGUGGGCCACGUGUGGGACUAUAGGCACAGUGUGGACCAGUACGGUGCCCUGGGCGGCACUGCGUGUUCCAGCGUCGACUGGCAGAUCUGCCAGGAAUUUUACUGCCUUGAUUCGGGACAGAUUAUCAAGAGGUGGGCACCGUUAUCCUCUCUUUCAUGCAGGAUUUAUCACAUCAGGUUCCUGCUCCAGCGCAGCUCCUAGACUGGCCCCAGGUGCUGGCCCCGGGGGUUUCAAUCCAAGCAUACUUCACUGAAGCAUGUGUUUGGCAGUGGGACUCAGCUCACUGUUUUAGGUAAGUGGCUCUCACAACUUUCCCCAGCCUGUCGCACCCUCUCCUGUCUCUGCAAAAAUCUGUUUUCUCUUCUGGGGCUUCUUCCCGUCUGGCCUCCAGGCCUUAAGCACAGAACCCUUCCUUUCUCCAUGGGGUCUGGGGGAAGCGGGCUGGUCUCAGGUCAGCUGGCUUGAAGGGCCCCUACAGUGGGAGCAGCCGCCUUCAGG
This is a messenger RNA of Nomascus leucogenys (northern white-cheeked gibbon), 992 nucleotides long. RefSeq lists its product as uncharacterized. Gene Ontology annotation, cellular component: cytosol. The record is from RefSeq and is a predicted model, not a curated record. The transcript has 7 exons. Lineage: Eukaryota; Metazoa; Chordata; Mammalia; Primates; Hylobatidae. Bases 1 to 747 code for a protein of 248 amino acids. Gene Ontology annotation, molecular function: argininosuccinate lyase activity.